This is a messenger RNA of Lathyrus oleraceus (garden pea), 810 nucleotides long. RefSeq lists its product as uncharacterized. The coding region runs from base 1 to 810 and encodes 269 amino acids. Gene Ontology annotation, molecular function: RNA-DNA hybrid ribonuclease activity; nucleic acid binding. NCBI's taxonomy places the organism in Eukaryota, Viridiplantae, Streptophyta, Magnoliopsida, Fabales, Fabaceae. The transcript has a single exon. The record is from RefSeq and is a predicted model, not a curated record.
AUGGUAGUAAAAGAUUGUGAAAUCCCAGGACCUAAUGAAGGGCCUGAACCCGAAUCUCGAUGGAAGCUCAUGUUCGAUGGUUCCUUCAAUUACAUGGGGCAUGGUGUAGGAUUUUUUUUGUUGAAUCUAAAUGGUGGAUAUAUUCCUUUCAUAGUAAGGUUGUGUUUUGAUAUCACAAACAAUAUAGCAGAAUAUGAGGCGGGCAUCCUAGGCAUUGAAGCAACAAUUGGCCUCCGAAUCAAAAUCCUUGAUAUAUGUGGAGACUUAGCCUUGGUGAUCUACCAAUUCAAAGGCGAAUGGGAAACUCGUGAUACCAAGUUGAUCCCAUAUCGUGCCUAUGUCGUAGAGUUGAUAAAAUACUUUGACGAAAUCACUUUCUGUCAUAUCCCAAGGACUGAGAAUCAAGUAGCUAAUGCUCUGGCUAUUUUGGCUUCAAUAUACCGAGUCAGAUUCCGUAAUGAAGCGCCUCUCAUCCAGAUAGAGCGAAAAGUUGAGCCUGCUUACUGUCAGUUGGUUGAAGAAGAGGGUGAUGGAAAACCUUGGUUUCACGAUAUCAAAUGCUAUUUGCAAAAUCCAGAAUACCCAACAGAUGCAACAACCCCGGGCAAGGAAACUCUGAGGAAAUUAGCAUCAAAGUUCUUCUUGAGAAAUGGUGUGUUAUACAAGAGAAAUCACGACAUGGUUCUACUUAGAUGCAUGGAUAGACACGAAGUAAACCUCUUGAUCAAAGAGAUUCAUGAGGAAUCCUUUAGAACUCAUGCCAAUGGGAAUGCCACGACCAAGAAGAUUUUGAGAGUUGGUUAUUACUAA